UUAAAGAGACGUCGCACAACGUUUGCCGUCUGGCAUCGAUUGAAAUUUCAGUUUGGCGAGACACCCUUGUUCAGUGCAUUAUUGGCACGGCUGUGCGACACCCUUGCCUGUCCUCCCACGUCGCUUCCUAAACUCAGAUGCAGCUUGAUAGACAACUUCUGGGAUCGCCCUGUAAGCUGUCAGUUGCUCCACGGCUUCAGCCACAGCCACUGCGGCAAUGGCAGAGGAGUUGCCGAACACAAGCGCUACGUAGUAAAGGGCGUGAUGGACGGGGCCCGGGUGCCGGUCAAGGAGCGUCGUUGUCGUCAUCCUGGGUGUUGCCGACCAGCCUUGUGUCGGAACGGCGCGCCAAGGACGGUGACCUGACAUCCGACUCUGCGGCCUCAUCCGAACCAUUGACCGUCUACACCAUCCGCCUGACCACCAGCCCAGCCCGCGGCUCCGCGCUGUCAGACCCCUAUGCCGCGGUCAACGUGUGCCUCAUAGGCGAGAGCGGCCGGGGCGCGUUGCUGCGGAUCAGCCAGGUGAACGAUCCACUAGAAUCGAGAGCUCACACAUUGGAGAUGUGCCAGCUCAUCGGCCCAGAAGUUGGCGCGGAUUGCAGCCUAGCGGUGGAGGAGGGGGCGGAUGCGCCCUUCCCUGCACCAGCAGCGGCACCCAGGGGAGGUGCCGGGGCUGCUGCCUCCACAGCGUCCUCCUCACAGCCUCAUCCGCAGCAGUCCGCAAACGGCGCAGCUGCUACCAGCAGUGGCUCCAUCAGUAAUAGCAGUAAUGGCAGCAGCAGCAGCAGUAGCAGCCUAGGUGCAGGUGGUACCAGGAGGAAUCUAGUGGGGCGUCCUCCGCCUCCCCCGCCCCCCAAGCGGCGCUUCCAGGAGGGCUCCGUGGAUGAGGUGAGCCUGUUGGUCCCGGAGCUGGGUCCGCUGUCCGGGCUGCUGGUGGGGGUGGAGGGCGGCAGCUGGGGGCUGCAGGAGGCGGAUGUGGUGUCAUCGCGCACACGGCACAUGGACAGGUUCGUGUGCCGACGGCUGCUGGGGGCGAGGGCGGGCGAGGGCGCCGCGCUGCUGCCCCCCGUGCCUGCGGGGGCGGUGGUGUACGGGGAGGGGGAGGCGGCGGUGGUGCUGUCGCAGGACCAGGCCUCCGCCCUGCGCUCCCUGGGUCUAGCGCACUACUCCGCCCUCAAGCGCCGCCUCGCCGCCGCCACCGCGCUGCUGGUGGCCACGGGGGGGUGUCUGGCGGCGCUGACGGGCGGUGCGGCGGCAGCCAUGCCGUACACUGCAGGCGGGGUUGUAGGCCUGGUGUACCAGUGGCUGCUGAUGCGGGGUGUGGACCACGUGAUGGAGGCUGCCUCAGCCUCGGCCUCAGCCUCGACAGCACAACAACAGCAACAGUUGCAACCACCACCCCAACACGGUGCUGCAGCCGCACCUCAUGACAGCAGCACCCCUAGCAGCAGCAGCAACAGCGACAGCACCCCUAACCCCAGCGUCAACACCAUGCACGGCUCGUCCGCAGCAACCGAGCAGCAGCACCAGCACCAGCACCAGCAGGAGGAGGUCGCCCCGGUCGUGGCUUCUGUGCAAAACCCUGAACCCUCAGCAUCCGCAACAGCAGCACAAGCAGCAGAAGCUUCCAUCCCAGGCGGCAGUGGCGGGCUGGGCGGUGCCGCGGGUCGGUUGCUGGGUGCUGCGCCGCUGCGGCUGGGGCUGGUGUGCUUGUCCGCGGCAAUGGGGCUGGCGAUGCUGGCUAGGCAGGAGGCGGUUACGGGCGGUGUGGCCGGCGGACUGUCCCUAGUGGGGCCCCUGGACGCCUCUUCGCUCUUCUCCUCCCCCGCAACCACCAGCGCAACCGCCACAACCGUCACCACCGCUACAGUUGCCCCCUUGACCACUGUGGCGCCCACCAACCCAACUGCAGCCUGGCAGUUGGCUCUGGGUGCUCUUGGAUUCAUGACGUACAAGGUGGCGAUGGUGGGGGUGGUAAUGGGAGAUGAUGCGGCAGGCGGG
Astrephomene gubernaculifera is the source of this 2003-nucleotide messenger RNA. NCBI's taxonomy places the organism in Eukaryota, Viridiplantae, Chlorophyta, Chlorophyceae, Chlamydomonadales, Astrephomenaceae. The record is from the annotation of a GenBank genome assembly.